AUCUGCAGGUAUUUUGAUCAUAUUCCAGGCAUGACAUGCACAAGUUUUCCAGCAAUGAUCUGCAAGUAUUUUGAUGAUAUUCCAGGCAUGACAUGCACAAGUUUUCCAGCAAUGAUCUGCAGGUAUUUUUAUCAUAUUCCAGGCAUGCGAUGCACAGGUUUUCCAGCAAUGAUCUGCAAGUAUUUUGAUUGUAUUCCAGGCAUGGCAUGCACAGGUUUUCCAGCAAUGAUCUGCAAGUAUUUUGAUUGUAUUCCAGGCAUGGCAUGCACAGGUUUUCCAGGCCCUGGUGCUGCAGAGGGCAGGGCCAUCAUGAACCCUAUGGCAGAGUACAUCAACAAUGAUGAUAACCAUAUCCAUGAAAUGUUUGAACAUUUCAAAACAACACACAAGAAAGAUUACAAGACCAUCCAUGAACAUGAGACAAGGAAAAUGUACUUCAGGAAAAAUGUGAGGUUCAUUCACUCCAAAAACAGAGCUUCCCUUGGGUAUAGUCUGGCUGUGAAUCAUUUGGCAGACAAGAGUGAAAAAGAAUUGAAAAUAAUGAGAGGUUACAGACACUCUCAUGUCUACAAUGGAGGACUGGCAUUUAACAAGGCUCUGUAUAAAAACCAAGUCAGACCAGAUCAAAUGAACUGGAGGCUGAAAGGUGCUGUGACUCCUGUCAAAGACCAGGCGGUGUGUGGGUCAUGUUGGAGCUUCGGCACUGCAGGGACUAUAGAGGGCGCUUACUUCCUCAAGACUGGCAACCUUGUGCGUCUGUCCCAGCAGGAGCUGAUGGACUGUUCUUGGGGUGAAGGGAACAAUGGCUGUGAUGGAGGCGAGGACUUCAGGUCGUACCAGUGGAUCAUGAAACAUGGCGGACUGACCACUGAGGAGAUGUAUGGCCCAUACCUGGCAGUGGAUGGUAUGUGCCACUAUAAGAAUGUCACCCCUGUAGCCGUCAUUAAAAGCUAUGUCAAUGUGACCUCGGGCGAUGCGGAAGCCUUGGAAAUGGCCAUCUUUAACAAUGGCCCCGUCUCCGUGGCUAUUGAUGCUGCCCACCUCUCCCUCUCAUUCUAUGCAAAUGGUGUUUACUAUGAACCCAAAUGUGGUAACAAGCCUGAUGACCUGGACCAUGCAGUGCUGGCUGUGGGGUAUGGCACCAUGAACGGACAGAGGUACUGGCUGAUCAAGAACUCCUGGUCCACAUACUGGGGAAAUGAUGGCUAUGUUCUCAUGGCUCAGAAGGACAACAACUGUGGAGUGACUACUUCACCAACAUAUGUUAAUUUAAAAUGAGCCACGUUACAGUUUGCCGUGGUGUUUCACUACCACUCGUGAUAGUCCCUCGGACUGUGUUACAAUAUAGCAUUGUAAUAUCACCCUCCGAUUUUUAUCUUCAUAAUAAUGAAAUUAAUCAUUGAAAACUCAUCAAUAACAUAUGUAUAUUUGCAUUCUGUAAAGAAAUUGACUCAUAAAAACCGGACAUUUUGUAAUUUUAUCAUCCUUUGUAUUGUUAUUUUUCUGAAAACUCAAAUUUAUAUUUGCUUACUUUUGUUUUCAAGGUUUUGUUUUCUUGAAGAUAAAAGCACUGUAGCUGCUCUGCUUGAUAUUUGUUUAUCACAUGUAAAAUGAGAAAAGAUGCUGGUAUUAGACUUGUGAAGAUUCUUUUGUCUUUAGCUACCUAUAUAUGUCUGGUCUUACCAGCCAAUGUUUCGUCUGCUUGCAGUCAGACUUGAUCAGGGAAUGAGGUUGUGAUAGAUGUGACAAUGUAUCACCCUAUCACCAGUCUAUUACAAUAACAUAGCUAAUGAAACUGCUCUACACUAAGACACAAGUAUUGUUUUCACAUGCUUUCAUAACAAAGUGUAAAGUGUAACUUAUAAUUAAUGUAUCUAAUUUAA
This is a messenger RNA of Lingula anatina, 1883 nucleotides long. RefSeq names its product digestive cysteine proteinase 2. Lineage: Eukaryota; Metazoa; Brachiopoda; Lingulata; Lingulida; Lingulidae. Gene Ontology annotation, molecular function: cysteine-type peptidase activity. The record is from RefSeq and is a predicted model, not a curated record. Gene Ontology annotation, biological process: proteolysis.